Molecule: messenger RNA, 696 nt
Organism: Penicillium macrosclerotiorum
Lineage: Eukaryota; Fungi; Ascomycota; Eurotiomycetes; Eurotiales; Aspergillaceae
Product: GRAM domain-containing protein
Exons: 3
Coding region: 1-696 (231 amino acids)
Biological process (GO): positive regulation of DNA-templated transcription
Cellular component (GO): nucleus
Molecular function (GO): chromatin DNA binding; transcription coactivator activity
Source: RefSeq, a predicted model, not a curated record
AUGUCUAUCAACUGGGUGAUGCUUCAUGACCAGGAGGGCUUCGUGCGCCUUCCCAACGAACGCCUCAUCUACUCAUCACCUCCCCGCACUAGCCUCGCUCUGACGCCGCCACCAUCAUACAAGGGCCAAGAAGCUUUAUCGGUCCAGAGCAGCGCAGGCUGUAUUCAUCUCACCAACCAACGGAUUGUCUAUCUCCCCGCCCAAUCAUCCAAGGACUUCCAAUCCUUUUCCUCCCCUCUACUCAAUGUCCACGAUUCCCACGUUUCCGCUCCGUUCUUUGGUCCCAACGUAUGGACCGCCCUGGUACAACCCGUGUCGGGAGGGGGUAUCUCCCCAUCCCUGCCUGCCGUGCAAGUCAAAGUCACCUUCAAAGAGGGCGGCGCAUUUGAUUUCCAUACAAAUUUCGAGCGUAUCAAGGAACGUUUGGAACAGGCCGUGGAAGUCAUGAGCGACGGAGCACGAGGCACGCGAGGCGUGGACCUCUCGGCCGUGCAUCUCGAGGAGCUACCUGCAUACGAGGCGCAUGGGAAUACCAGUCAACCUCUUCCCCCCAGCAACGCACCGGUACCACCAACACAUAACCGACGAGUCUCCGAGGCUGGUCCCGAGCCAGUGGAGCCUCCGCCAUGCUAUGAAGAGGUCCAGUCCCAGAGCGUAGCUCAAGAACUGGAAGCCAGAUUACGACGGGCCAGCUGA